Messenger RNA from Oldenlandia corymbosa var. corymbosa, 552 nucleotides. The record is from the annotation of a GenBank genome assembly. NCBI's taxonomy places the organism in Eukaryota, Viridiplantae, Streptophyta, Magnoliopsida, Gentianales, Rubiaceae.
AUGUAUGCAAAAUGUGGUUGCAUAGACUGUAGCUAUGAAGUAUACAAGAACUUGGCGGGUAAAAAAGAUGUUGUGACAUGGAGAGCAAUCAUCUCAGCAUUCUCCAUUCAUGGUGAUGCUGAGAAAUGUAUUCAACUGUUCGAUGAUAUGAUAGGAAGCGGGAUUAUGCCGAACAAGGUCAUCUUUGUAGCGAUCCUGUCUGCUUGCUCCCACGCCGGGCUUGUCGAGCUAGGGUUCCACUUUUUUGAUCAGAUGGUGCAUAAGUUUAACAUUAGUCCGUCAAUUGAACACUAUGGUUGCAUGGUUGAUCUCCUAGGUCGUGCCGGGAGGCUGGCUGAAGCUGAAGACUUCAUUUCUCGCAUGACUUUAAAGCCGAACUCUGUCAUAUGGGGUGCACUGCUUAGUGGGUGUAUUCUCCAUAAAGACAUGAGAAGAGGGGCACUUGCAGUGAAUGAGCUGAUCAGUUUAGGUCCUUUGUCUGCAGACCGGUACAAGCAAGUCAUCAAGUUUUUUGCUGCAAUGGGAAUGGAAGAGAAUGUUAAUCAGAUUUGA